CGAAAUGGAUAUUCCUGUGUACCAAUGGCUUUGGCUGAUGGUCUCGACAUUAAACUUUGUACGGCUGUUCGGCAGAUCCGUUAUGGACAACAAGGCGUUGAAGUAUUAACAACGAACACACGAAACGCUUCAGGACCUUCGCUAACUUAUAAAGCGGACGUUGUUUUAUGUACACUACCGUUGGGAGUUCUAAAAUUAGCAACGGCAUUAAAUUCAGUGCAAGAUAAUACAGUACAAUUUGUGCCACCGUUACCAGAUUGGAAAGCAUCAGCUAUUCAACGUUUAGGAUUUGGUAAUUUAAAUAAAGUAAUACUUUGCUUUGACAAAAUAUUUUGGAAUCCAACGGCAAAUUUGUUUGGCCACGUUGGCAGUACAACUGCUUCACGUGGUGAAUUAUUUUUAUUUUGGAAUUUAUAUAAAGCUCCAGUAUUGUUAGCAUUAGUUGCUGGUGAAGCUGCUGCCGUUAUGGAAAAUGUAUCGGAUGAUGUAAUUGUAGGUCGCUGUAUUAAUGUAUUAAAAGGCAUAUUUGGCAAUGCAGGAGUACCACAACCUAAAGAAACGGUCGUAACUAGAUGGCGUGCUGAUCCAUGGUCACGUGGAUCAUACUCAUUUGUAGCAGUUGGUAGUUCAGGAAGUGAUUAUGAUUUGCUGGCUUCACCAGUUGUUGCUCCCAACGCUUCAAAUGGUACUAGUUCACCUAAUAAUUCACAAACAUCCAAUACUGGACAAGGGCGUGUCUUUUUCGCCGGAGAACAUACAAUCCGUAACUAUCCUGCUACGGUACAUGGUGCUUUCUUGAGCGGUUUGCGUGAAGCAAGUCGUAUUGCUGAUCAACUAUGUGGUUGUCCCUAUAAACCCCCAUCCACGCCUAGACAAACUUUUCAAGCCCCUCCAGCCACUUAAUUUUUA
Messenger RNA from Chrysoperla carnea, 909 nucleotides. Its product is annotated as lysine-specific histone demethylase 1A-like. The record is from RefSeq and is a predicted model, not a curated record. The transcript is spliced from 2 exons. Gene Ontology annotation, molecular function: oxidoreductase activity. Bases 25 to 903 code for a protein of 292 amino acids. NCBI's taxonomy places the organism in Eukaryota, Metazoa, Arthropoda, Insecta, Neuroptera, Chrysopidae.